AUGAGCCAGACUGCAGACACCAUAGACUCUUCGCAUUGGCGCACAGAAUUGCAGAGGCUCGUUAGUGCGCUCAUUGUGCCUGAUGAACUGCAGUGGAAGAGUAUUGGGCGCAAAGAUACAACAUCCUACAUGCCACGAAUAUUAGAUAAGAUCAAGUCCAGGUGGGCUCGAAUCAUCGAAGGCCCGUCAACUGAAGUCGACGUUAAUGUACGGCGACAGGCGUUCAAUGCUUUCCGAACCGUCAUCAGAGAACAUUCAGCAGAUAUUCAGUCUGAUGAACCGCCACCUGUAUUUGAUUUCUUGCAACGCGGGUUCAAUGACAAGGACCGUUCUGUCAGAGUCGAUGCUGGGUACGAAACCCUUUACCUGGGGAUAAACAGCUUACUUGAAUCAGGUGUGAAGGAUGCAGUAAAGGAAACGCUGCUGGUUAGUAUCGGUUCUAUUGGGCGCGAUGCUCAGUUUGAGCUUCUUGGAUUAGUUGUCCACUGUUUGAUAUCCCAACUGGGCCAAGAUAAUCAUGUAUUGAAAGGCUUAGCGUACACACAGCUUUUGGAGAUAGCGAAAGCACAAAUGAAAUCCCCUUACAUUCUUGUCUCACCAUACCUCUCUCAGGUCGCAACAUUCGUCGUCUCCCGGAAAUGUACGAACCCAAUGCUCAUAUUCGAGACGUGUCGAUUUCUAUCUGUGCAUCCAACCGAUUUUAUCAGUGUCACGCUACCCAAAACUCUUCCGUAUCUCUUUGCUAACUCCGAAGCGAAGAUCAUAGAGGAGAUUUCGGAGGAUCUCAGGCAAACUAUUUUGUCACUGUUCAUGGACCAUUCUCACCAGAUCCUUGCUUAUGUGUAUCAACAACAUGGGCCAGCACAAACGACUGGGUCUUUGACGUUCAUUAGGAACAUAAUUUUUAGGGGUGCCGAGUCCAAGUCUGCUGAUCUCACCGUCAGAGGCAUGGUCCAGAGCUGUGUGGUGGCAUUGCUUGCAGAACUAGUUGUGGUCCUAGGACAUGAACAUGAAGAACGGGCUGCCUUGGCAGUGGAUGCUUUGCGAAAAGUCCAGCGGUCAAUAACGGACGAUACCGAACUCGAAAUGUCUCUGUUCCUCAAGACGUACAUGCUUGGGAUUGUAUCCAACUUGAAUGAGAUGCUACAAGAUGUUCACGGCAAGAAAUCAUUUCCAGCAAAGAAGCAGAUUCUACGCGGUCUAGAAGCACUGAUCGUCCAAAUCGGACCUCUUGUAAACGAGGUUUCCCCUCAGAUUAUGGCUACCCUGCAAACUAUGUUUCUGGUCCCCGAACUUGCUGAAGUCACCUUGUCUACGUGGUACACAUUUCUAUCCACGUUGAAUGUCGAGGACGUUAUUCCGCAUAUUGGCACUACUAGCGCAGCCAUUGUUUCUGCCUGGUCUGCUUUAUCUCCCUCUGUACGGGAAUCCGCCAAGAAGUGUUUGCAUCAUAUCGUCUUUGAUGUUGGAAGCACCGUCAGAAAUGACGCAAAGGCACAUCUAAACGAGGUCGUGGACCUCGGUCAUAUCCCAGAACUUUCUGAAAUACACAUUCAACUUCAAAGUGUUCGCAUCUGGGAUCUGCAUGCGCAACUCCAGAAGAUUUUAGAUCGGUGCUCCAGUAACAACAUUACAGUAGCUCAGGUGGCUCUCGCUGAACUCCAAAACUUCAUGAAGAACAAUCAAGCCUCGCUUAUACAGAACCUUGCAGCGGGCGACGCAUUUGAUCCCUUAAUUGGAAGUAUACAAUUGACCUUGUUUCAGGUUGUCACUCGUGAUGGAGAGGGCUCUGACACUCUGCGACGAUUGGCGUUUGAAUGCAUGGGAAUUUUGGGGGCGGUUGAUCCAGAUCGUUGCGACCUUAAUUCGACAGACACAAAAAUGAUCGUGCGGAAUAACUUUGAAGAUGACGCAGAAGCAAAAUUGUUUGCUCUGCACGUCAUCCAGGACGUUCUCCUGGAUGCCUUCCGGUCCACUAGCGACAUAAAGUAUCAAGGACACCUCGCCUACACGAUACAAGAACUCUUGUUCUUAUGCGAGUUCACGCCUGCCCUGGUGGUCCGUAACAGGUGGAACGGGCUCCCAAAGCAUGUGCUUGAAACGGUUUCUCCACUCUUGGCGGGCAAAUUCAAAGCUUCGCAUAAGGAAUUGCCUGAUCUCCCUUCGCCCAUUUACCCUCAUCAGAAGACUUAUCGAGAGUGGGUACAGCUAUGGACAGCUCAUCUAAUAACCAAAGCAUCCAAUGAUAUGGCGCAGAAGAUUUUCGGGGUCUUUCGCUCAGCAGUGCGUAACAAGGAUGUUGGCGUCGCUCACCACAUACUGCCUCACCUCGUAUUGAACAUCCUUGCCUCUGAGAACGAAGAAGAUACCGGCUGCAUUAUCGAGGAAUUAACAGCUGUUUUGAAAGAUCAAGUGGCUUCUGAUAGUUCGUCAACUCCGGACAAGAAGUUCCUCAGUGCACAGGCUGUUUUCACGUUGUUAGACCACCUCAGCGCAUAUGUGCGAGUCCAGCGACAGGAUCUACCGAAAAAAGUCGAGGGCAGAAGAUCACGAGGAAAUUCUGAAUUUGCGAUACGUCAGCAGCAGCUUAUCCGGGUCGAUUCAGUACUCUCUAGCAUCGACCAUGAACUCAUGGCUAAAGCGGCGCUGCAGUGUCGAGCUCACGCUCGCUCACUUAUGAACUUUGAGAAGCAGAUAGUCUCAAUGAGAGAGCGACAACCUCCUCCUCCUGCAACGGAUUUCACACCCUAUUAUGAACGCCUUCACGAGAUUUACGCACAGCUUGACCAACCAGAUGGAAUGGAGGGCAUAUCGACGUUGAUCUUGUCCCCUUCAUUGGAACAUCAAAUCCGUCAACACGAAAGUACUGGACGCUGGACUGCUGCUCAGAGUUGUUGGGAAGUCCGCCUCCAGCAGCAGCCUGACAAUUUAGACUUCCAUCUUGGACUCCUUCGAUGUUUGCGCAACCUUGGACAUUAUGAUACGCUCCGCACGCAUGUCCAGGGUGUUCUCGUUAGAAACCCAGGGUGGCAGUCGGUUUUAGCAGAUUUCCAGGUCGAAAGCGCGUGGAUGAUAGGAGCAUGGGAUGACGUUCAUAACAUCACAGCGAAUAUAGAACACGAAGGCCCUUCCGUAGUUAAAGCUCGAGUUCUUCUUGCUAUGCGGUCUGGUGAACCUUUACAGGUCGAAGAAAGUCUUAGGAAAGCACGCCUUGUCCUUGGUGCUCCAAUUGCUGCUUCUGGGCCAAGUGGGCAUCGUCGUGCUUAUGACGCUCUGGUUGAUCUCCACAUGAUUCACGAACUCGAAUUGAUUCACGAGACUGUGUCCAAAUUGCCGCCAAGUUCACAAGGCCGUAAAUCUGCCAUUGUGACUCUAAGCCAAAUUCUCAGUGCACGUUUGGACCGUACAUUACCUACCUUCCGCGUGCACGAAUCCCUGCUUAGCAUGCGGCGAACAGCAUUUUCACUCAGUACAGUCUCUCGACCAUCAAUCACAAGUCAAAUUGGUCAAUCGUGGUUAGCGAGUGCCAAAAUUGCUCGAAAAGCCGGACAGUGGCAGACCGCAUACAGUGCAAUGCUACAAGCGCAAUACACCAACGCUCGAUUUAGUUUCAUGGAAAGUGGGAAGCUGGUCAGAGCACGGGGAGAGCCGUUACGCGCGCUACAAGAACUCGAAAACUCCAUGCGUCUCUUAGGUUUCGUAGACAACAAUACUGUGGACUUGACAAGAGAAGAUGAACAGUCCAAACGGAUGAAGGCAAAGGUACGAACACAAUUAUCGGAUGAAUGUAGCUCACAAUAUCGCAAUCAGGCGCAAAUUCUCCUUGCACGUUGGAUGAACGAGUCUGAUCGAUACGAGGCUUCCUACGUGCUCAAGCAGUUUCAGAGCGCCGCUGACUCAGCUCCAGGAUGGGAGAGUGCAUUUUACCACCUUGGCCACUUCCAGGAUCAGUGUUAUAGGAAUCUAUCAGUAGACGACAAGUCAAACCGCGGAAUUAAAAUGAACUUUCAAACCAUCAAAUGUUUCACAGAAGCUGCUGCUUAUGGAAACAAAUUUGUAUACCAGACUGUUCCUCGCUUGCUCACCUUAUGGCUAGACAUGGGCGAGCGCAAGGUGACAGCGGAAAAUCCGUUAUUUGAUAAGAUCAACAACGUCGUUGCCAACUCCAUCGAUAGCAUCCCAGUAUACAAGUGGUUCACUGCAUUCCCUCAAAUCGUGUCUCGAAUCGGGCAUCCCAAUCGCAUUGUAUACUUAGUCUUAUCCAAACUUAUUUCAUCGGUCAUCCGAGAAUACCCCCGUCAAGCGCUUUGGUUCUUCGCGUCAGUCGUUAACUCGACGAAACCCACUCGCCAGCAACGCGGAAGAACAAUAUUGGAUCAGCUGAAAAACAGCCCAGCAAAUACUGACUCUAACUUCCCAAACCUUAUCACAAGUCUUCACGCCAUGAUUGACGAGCUUCUUCGACUUUGUGAUUACUCCAUCGGCGACCGCAAGACGCUCAGCAUGCGCCGAGAUUUUCCCAAGCUACUUGGAAUGAAAGAGAGCAAUAUCCUCAUUCCUUUGCAAUCAUCAUUGACAGUCAACCUCCCGCCUGUCUCGUCUAUGAAUCACCGUGACAAACGACAUAAUCUUUUUGACCCUUUGUCGCCCACAUUUACUGUCUUCUACGACGAAAUUGAAAUCAUGCACUCGUUGGCCAAGCCACGAAAACUCACCGUUAACGGUUCCGAUGGUAUCAAAUAUAUGUUCCUUGCCAAACCGAAGGACGAUCUGCGGAAGGAUGCGCGCCUUAUGGAUUUCAAUGGGAUCAUCAAUAAACUCCUCAAGACUAACUCUGAAUCUCGGAGAAGGCAACUUCAUAUUCGGACGUAUGGCGUAGUGGCGCUGAAUGAGGAAUGUGGUGUUAUUCAAUGGGUACCGAACACUAUACCUGUGCGACCCGUACUGUUGAAAUACUAUGAGACGAGGAAUGUUCCAGCUUGGAAGCAGUCUAAGGAGCUGAAUGAUGUCACAAGGCACAUCAAAGACGGUACCGAUAAAGAAGCAGCUGAACUUUUUGUGACCAAAAUUCUUCCUGAAUUUCCUCCGAUCUUUCACGAGUGGUUCGUGGAAACAUUCCCUGAGCCGUCGGUAUGGCUAGCUAGUCGCCUGAAUUAUGGGCGUACCAUGGCAGUGAUGUCAAUGGUCGGAUUCAUCUUAGGGUUGGGAGAUAGGCACUGCGAAAAUAUCCUUCUGGACACCAACAACGGAGACGUCGUUCAUGUUGAUUUUAACUGUCUCUUCGAGAAGGGCAAAACGCUCGAGACACCCGAACGGGUUCCUUUCAGACUUACUCAAAAUCUUGUUGACGGUCUUGGAGUAACUGGCAUAGAAGGAGUCUUCCGUAUCGCCUGCGAAAUUACAAUGCAACUCCUCCGCGAUAACAAGGACCCCCUCAUGAAUGUUCUCGAUGCAUUUAUACAUGAUCCGCUGGUCGAAUGGGAGGAUGAGACGAGAAAGAGACGCCGCAAUGCCAAGGACAAGGAUAAAGACAAAAUGAAUUCUGCCACCGUCAAGCCUGCCGAUUUGAGAUCAUGGGCCAAGACCGCGCUGCGGCCGAUAGAACGGAAAUUGAAAGGAUUAUAUUCCCCAACAAAUGUGAAGGAGCGGACCUAUGGAGGAAUCACAAGAGGAGGAGAAGACGAACGGGAAAUCUCAACAAGCAAUCUCGUCCAGAUGCUCAUACAAGAGGCAAUCGACCCCGCGAACCUAGGCAAGAUGUAUCCUGGAUGGGCUGCAUGGCACUAG
This is a messenger RNA of Suillus fuscotomentosus, 5787 nucleotides long. RefSeq lists its product as uncharacterized. The transcript is spliced from 22 exons. Gene Ontology annotation, molecular function: protein serine/threonine kinase activity; protein binding. Gene Ontology annotation, cellular component: nucleus. The record is from RefSeq and is a predicted model, not a curated record. Gene Ontology annotation, biological process: DNA damage checkpoint signaling; telomere maintenance; protein phosphorylation. NCBI's taxonomy places the organism in Eukaryota, Fungi, Basidiomycota, Agaricomycetes, Boletales, Suillaceae. Bases 1 to 5787 code for a protein of 1928 amino acids.